Molecule: messenger RNA, 1355 nt
Organism: Glycine soja
Lineage: Eukaryota; Viridiplantae; Streptophyta; Magnoliopsida; Fabales; Fabaceae
Product: desumoylating isopeptidase 1-like
Exons: 5
Coding region: 268-1110 (280 amino acids)
Biological process (GO): protein modification by small protein removal
Molecular function (GO): peptidase activity
Source: RefSeq, a predicted model, not a curated record
CCAAAACACGCGGAUAUGAAAUUAGCGAGCGGUGGUAGGUUCUAGAAAGUCCUGGGGGCUUACGGAAAGGUAAAAUAUAUUAGGACUUACCCUCCAAAGAUUUGUCUUCCUUGUUGCAGAAGAACCGUGCUUUCUAAUCUUGUAAUUUUCUGCGUUGCUUCGUGGUUAAUUCUUCGUGUUCUUGUGAUCUUUCUGUUGGAGUAUUUACAACACUCCUUUGUAAGUUUAACUAAAGAGGCUAAUUAAUUUUCAAUUGGACCACAGCAGAUGGCUGAGGAGGGUCACAGGGUUACUCUAAAUGUUUAUGACUUGAGCCAAGGUCUUGCACGGCAGCUUUCAAUGUCCUUUUUGGGGAAAGCUAUUGAAGGCAUAUGGCACACAGGAGUUGUUGUUUAUGGUAAUGAGUAUUACUUUGGUGGGGGUAUUCAACACUCUCCUGCUGGAUCAACUCCAUAUGGAACUCCACUAAGAGUGGUAGACUUAGGUGUGACACAUGUUCCCAAGGAUGUCUUUGAAAUGUAUUUGCAGGAAAUCAGUCCGCAGUACCUGCCUGAAACAUAUAGUCUGCUUACUCAUAAUUGCAACAACUUCAGCAAUGAGGUUGCUCAAUUUUUGGUUGGUGCGUCCAUUCCUGAAUAUAUUCUCCAGCUGCCCAAUGAAGUCAUGAGCAGCCCAAUGGGAGCUCUUAUAUUGCCUAUGAUACAGAAUCUUGAGACAACACUGAAAUCUGGUGGAGUUCCUCAAGUACCACAAUUCAAGCCUGCAACUACUCUGAAUGUUUCAGCUAACACCCAAAAGAACUCAAGUACCUCCAACUCAUCCAGUGAGAAUGGGGUGAGCAGAGAGGUGAACAAGGAAGUGAAGGGCAAAGAUGAAAACUCUAAGGCAGCACCUUCUGCAAACACAACAGGGCAACCACAAAAGCCAUCACUAAAUGGGGUCACAGCAGACCCUCUUGGAGAUGCACGCAACAAGGUUCAAGAUGAGAUUCUCAAAGAGUUUGCUGCAAUUAUGGCAAGUGGGACAAUGCGUGCUAGUGAGGCUGCAGCUCUAGCCACUAAAAGAGUCAUGCAAAGAUACGGCCAUACUACUGCUGUGUCUCAGAAUUAGCUACUUUUCUUCAUCAGAAAACGAUUUGUGGGUCUAAAACCUCUACUUACUAUCACUGCAAUAAUUGCGGUGUUUCAUAUCAUUGGUUAUUAUUUGAACCGGGAAAAACAUGAUCAACUUGUAGCACCUAUUCUAUGAGUUUACUUAAUGGUUUCAAGUUAAUGUGCAUGUCGGAUGAAAUGCUGAUUAAGGGAAUCAUUUCACCACAUUUUCUGAAUAUAACUAUUGGAUUAUAAUGUUUUUAA